AUCCCAGGCCAAUCAGGAAACUGAGUGGGAGGGAAACUGAAAGAUUCACAGUCUCCUGCCUUUAAACAUAUACCCUCACUUUGCUGUUUUUUCAUAUGCUGCUUGUGAAAGUGUGUUCCUGGUAAUGCAUACUAACAGAGAUUUCAAGAGCACAUUUUCGGGUUUCCACACAUGUGGAUAAAGGAACUGACAUUGACUGCUGGCUCCUCCACUUUGGUUUGAUUGAGUAUACCCAAGGGACAAGUUGAGAGGAAGAACAACAGCAGAUUAGAGGACAAACAGAAAAGAGGAAAAGAAAGGGACUUACAAAAAGAUCCCCUGGAUAAACACACGAGUGGAGUACAAGGGACUUAAAAGGAGAGAAGGGGAAGAAACAUUCGCCCAAGCAUGAGAGAGGAUGAGCUUUCCAGAGAUGAGCACCCUAAAGGAAGGGUGGUUCCCAAAGAGAAGCAGGCAAGACCCCUUUCUAAUGCCUGUGCUGUUGUUGUAGCCACUCCGGGCAUCACUGGGUGUAAACGUCAGAUGGGCUCACAGACAGAGCAACACCUUAUUCCACUCACUCCUACUUCAGCAGAAGACCGUGACAAACUUAAACCAGGGGAUGAUGUUCAGAUAUACACCCCUACAGGCCCCAAAAAACUCAAACCGAGCCCUCAGCAUCGACCGCCUUCCUCCAGCCCCUCACUUUCUCCUGUUUCGGGUCACAGUCCUGGAGGACUCCCUGCCCUCGAGGACCCACAUGCUCAGCGUGCGAUCGCCAACAUCCGCGAACGCCAGAGGACUCAGUCGCUUAAUGAAGCAUUUGCCUCUCUACGGAAGAUCAUCCCCACACUUCCCUCUGACAAACUGAGCAAAAUUCAGACCCUCAAGUUGGCGUCUCGUUACAUUGACUUUCUGUACCAGGUUCUGCAGAGCAACGAGAUGGACAGCAAGCUUGCCGGGUGCAACUACCUUGCCCAUGAGAGGCUAAGCUAUGCCUUCUCUGUCUGGAGGAUGGAAGGGGCCUGGUCAUCAAUGUCUGCUGGUCACUAGCUCUCUCUAAAUGUUCAUCAAUCUGUGCAGAUAAGGAUUAAUACGAACUGAGACUUUCUGUAAGGCACAUUGACUUUGAACUUUUUGAAUUGUGUGAAUCAUUUAGCCAAAUGUCACUCCGGGUUGCUGUUAUUUGAAUUUUUUAAGUGACCAUUGGGAUAAGGAGGCUAGGACACACGUAA
Cyprinodon tularosa is the source of this 1214-nucleotide messenger RNA. RefSeq names its product twist-related protein 2-like. The transcript has a single exon. The coding region runs from base 388 to 1032 and encodes 214 amino acids. Gene Ontology annotation, biological process: regulation of transcription by RNA polymerase II; developmental process. The record is from RefSeq and is a predicted model, not a curated record. NCBI's taxonomy places the organism in Eukaryota, Metazoa, Chordata, Actinopteri, Cyprinodontiformes, Cyprinodontidae. Gene Ontology annotation, molecular function: protein dimerization activity; DNA-binding transcription factor activity, RNA polymerase II-specific; RNA polymerase II transcription regulatory region sequence-specific DNA binding.